UUCUUCCACAUCACCAGUUUGCCCCGCCUCUGCCUGCCUUCCUGUCGAAGGAAAAGUGGGGGAUAAAAUUCCAGCUCUCUCUCGCGCUGUCUCUCCCCGUUCCUUUAUUCUUUCUCGCACACAAACCCCAAUAACACAGAGUGAGAAUUCCACCGUAAUGCAUGAAACAGAGGUUAACGAUCUCUCCGACGACGCCGAUUACGCCGCAUCUAUGCAACAAGGUUCGUCAAGCUUUGCUAGGAGUGAUAGUGGAAGAAGGAGCUCGUCGGGUGAAACCGACGGUGCUGAGAUCGUGUAUUUGAAAGAUAAUGUGACAAUUCAUCCUACUCAAUUUGCGUCCGAGAGGAUCCGCGGCCGAUUGAAGUUGAUUAAGCAAGGGACUGCUCUCUUUAUGACGUGGAUCCCAUACAAAGGGCAAAACUCAAACGCAAGGUUGACAGAGAAAGAUAAGAAUCUUUAUACUAUAAGAGCAGUACCAUUCUCGGACAUCAAGUCAAUUCGCAGGCACAAUCCCACAAUUGGGUGGCAGUAUAUUAUUGUAGUUUUGACUUCAGGCCUAGCAUUUCCUCCUCUUUACUUCUAUAAUGGUGGUGUUAGAGAGUUUCUUGCAACAGUUAAGCAACAGUCUUUUCUUGUGAGGUCAGCGGAAGAUGCAAAUGUGUUUGUUGUGAAUGAUUUUCAGGAUCCCCUUCAGAGAACUUUAUCUUCCUUGGAGCUACCCAGGGCUGUUUCUGUGUUAAAUAGUCCAUCGACUUCUGUCGCGUCUAAUGAAUCUCCAGCAAGUGGAAAUCAAGAGAAGACUGACGGGAGUGCUUUUGAUAGCAUCUCUAGUGGUGUCCGUCAGAAUGGGAGGCAGCGGCAGAAGACUAAUGAUCCUGCUCGAGAUCUUUCAAUCCAGGUUCUGGAAAAAUUCUCUCUCGUGACCAGAUUUGCCCGUGAAACAACAUCACAACUAUUUCGAGAAGCACAUAUGGAUGGCUAUGUUGCUAAUGAGAGGAGGAAACAAGAUCAAUCUUUGGUUGAUUACCCUCAAAUUCCAGCAUCUAAUGACUCCCCAAAGGUUCCUGAUGAAGUCCCUGUAGUGUCAGACUCUCUGGAGAAAACUUCACAUAGGAAUGAAAAUCGUGAUGAAGAAGCUGCCACAAAUGUCGGAGUUUUUGAGCUUGUCAAUUGUAAGGAGUUAGACAAAUUGUCACUAGUUUGGGGAAAACCACGUCAGCCUCCUCUGGGACCCGAAGAGUGGGCAACUUUUUUGGAUUCUGAGGGGCGAGUGAUGGAUGAAAAAGCAUUGAAGAAAAGAAUCUUUUAUGGUGGAGUGGAGCAUAGUUUGCGGAAAGAGCUCUGGCCAUGCUUGUUGGAGUACCAUGCAUAUGGUUCAACAUAUGCAGAGAGGGAAUAUCUUGUGUCGGUUAAGAAGUUGGAGUAUGAAACUCUAAAAAACCAAUGGCAGAGCAUAUCACCUGCGCAGGCAAGAAAAUUUACAAAAUUUAGGGAGAGGAAAGGCCUCAUUGAGAAAGAUGUGGUGAGGACUGACAGGUCACUUCCAUUCUAUGAUGGCGAUGACAAUCCAAAUGUGAAUCUUUUACAUGACAUUCUGCUCACUUACUCAUUCUACAACUUUGAUCUUGGGUACUGUCAGGGUAUGAGUGAUCUUCUUUCUCCAAUAUUAUUUGUAAUGAAAGAUGAAUCAGAAUCAUUCUGGUGCUUUGUUUCGCUAAUGGAUCGCCUUGGACCGAAUUUCAAUCGUGACCAAAAUGGGAUGCAUUCUCAACUUUUUGCUUUGUCAAAGUUGGUGGAGAUAUUGGACAGCCCAUUGCACAAUUAUUUCAACCAGAAUGAUUGCUUGAAUUAUUUCUUCUGUUUCCGUUGGAUACUUAUACAAUUCAAAAGAGAACUUGAAUAUGAGAAAACAAUGCGCUUAUGGGAAGUAUUGUGGACUCACUAUCUGAGCGAGCAUUUGCACCUUUAUGUUUGUGUUGCAAUCCUGAAAAGAUACCGCAGCAAGAUAAUGGGAGAGCAGAUGGAUUUUGAUACACUACUCAAAUUCAUUAACGAGCUGAGUGGUCACAUUGACCUUGAUGCUAUCCUCAGGGAUGCGGAGGCUUUAUGUCUCUGUGCUGGGGAAAAUGGGGCAGCUUGCAUUCCCCCUGGAACUCCACCUUCCUUGCCUGUUGAGGAGGCGUCUAUGUACGCUCAACAGGAUGAUGAUAUAUUGUAAAUAUGCUUUCUUUUGUAUCUUACUUCAUUACUUGCAGUGGAGACAAAAAUUUUAUAUGUUAAAUAACGUGUUAAA
Coffea eugenioides is the source of this 2293-nucleotide messenger RNA. Its product is annotated as TBC1 domain family member 15. Gene Ontology annotation, molecular function: GTPase activator activity. Lineage: Eukaryota; Viridiplantae; Streptophyta; Magnoliopsida; Gentianales; Rubiaceae. Bases 158 to 2218 code for a protein of 686 amino acids. The record is from RefSeq and is a predicted model, not a curated record. The transcript has 16 exons. Gene Ontology annotation, biological process: activation of GTPase activity.